AUGUUCGGCGUAACUGCGCAUGUAUCUACAUGUACUGUACAUGUACAUACAUGCAUCAUACGAACUCAGGCUAGAUACUCAGAUACUCCGCGGAAACAGCUAAACAGAAAGGAAAGGAAUGUUAUUGAGAGGCAAAGUUGA
This is a messenger RNA of Blastomyces dermatitidis ER-3, 141 nucleotides long. RefSeq lists its product as uncharacterized. The coding region runs from base 1 to 141 and encodes 46 amino acids. The transcript has a single exon. Lineage: Eukaryota; Fungi; Ascomycota; Eurotiomycetes; Onygenales; Ajellomycetaceae. The record is from RefSeq and is a predicted model, not a curated record.